GUUUGUGGAGGAGGAAUGACAAAUAGGUAUUGUGUACAUUUUCUGAUUUUGUACCUGUGAAACAUGAUCUCAGUCAGAGCGUGCGUGUUUCAUCCAGACCCUACGGUAACGAGUCUCAGAUGAAGCCACAAGUGAUUGUCAGACAAAGGUUGUCAGAGUAGACUGCAGGGACCUGCGAGAGGGGUGUCAAAAUAUAAAAAGGGGGAUCUUUUAAUGACAUGUAUUCAAUGGACAUAAGCAGAUACAUGACAGUACGUUGAAAGGUACAGUGGGCCUAUUUACCAAAGUCGUUUUAGUGACAUCAUUUACAAUGGAAACUAAUGUGGCAACCAGAUCCGCUCAUCACUGGGGUUCCAAAUUCCAUCUAUCCCAAGAGGAGUCUGAAUGGAGUUGUGUGGCCCCGGUAUGAAGGACAACGGAGGCUCUCUGUGCCAGGUAGAGCAGCUGCCCUACCCCUGUGUCCCCCUGCCUGACCCAGGAAGUGCUGGGUGCCGUAUACAGGCUAAUAGACACCUCCACAACCACCACCUCAACCAUCAGCUCCAGUCCUGGGUGAGCCGACCAGCCCCAGACCUAACCUCAACCCCAACUCCAGCCUCCCGACACAGGGCCAAUGGGGUGGUGGGUGCCUGGUGCAGCAGCCCAGAGUGUCCAGCCUCCCGCCUGGAUGAAGUGACUGAUCAGGCCUUGAGAGGGGCAGGGAUGGGGACAGGCAGGGUGCUGGUGACCGGGGGAGCAGGGUAUUUCGGGUUGAGGCUGGGGAGAGCUCUGGUCAGCCAGGGAGUGUCUGUGGUGCUGCUGGAUCUUCACAAGCCACAGUGGGAUACUCCAGACGGUACUGUCUUCCAUCAGAGCGACAUCCGGGACUAUGAUUCUCUGUAUAAGAUCUGUGAGGGGGUCGACUGUAUAUUCCACACCGCUUCCUAUGGGAUGUCAGGCCCAGAACAGCUGAGGAAAGAGCAGGUGGAGUCGGUCAACGUCGGAGGGACGAACAACGUCAUUAAUGUGUGUGUGGAGAAGGGCAUCACCAGGCUGGUCUACACCAGUACGAUCAACGUGACGUUUGCUGGCAAACCCAUAGAGGAGGGCGACGAGGACUCAUUGCCCUGUGUCCCCCUGGACAUGCACAUAGACCACUACUCCAGGACCAAAUCUAUCUCUGACCAGAUGGUCCUAACAGCCAAUGGACGCUCACUCAAAGGUGGGGGUCUCUUGCGGACCUGUGUUCUGAGACCCUCAGGCAUCUACGGGCCAGAAGAGAGACGACACCUACACAGGGUUAUGGUGAAUGUGGAGCGCCGGUUGUUCAGUUUUAGCUUUGGAAACCGCCAGGCCAAGAUGAACUGGGUCCAUGUGGACAACCUGGUGUUGGCCCACAUCCUGGCUGCUGAGAGCCUCACACCCAAGAGGAACUGUGUGGCUAGUGGACAGGCCUACUUCAUCAACGACGGGGAAUCUGUCAACCUGUUUGAAUGGUUAACACCACUGUUUGAGAAGCUGGGGUACAGCCGACCGUUGAUACACUUGCCUGUCUCACUGGUCUAUUCAGCAGCCAUUCUGAUGGAAUGUUUACACCUGGCUCUGAGGCCAAUAGUGGAGAUCCCUCUGCUCUUCACCAGAAAUGAGGUGAGGAACAUUGCAGUGAGCCACACCUUCAAGAUCGAGAAGGCCCGUCGAGACCUGGGCUACUGCCCCAGACGCUACAGCCUGGGGGACUCAGUGGACCAGUACAUACGGUCCCGACCAUCCUGCUCCAGGCCCUCCCCCCUAGGCCCCUCUUGGACUGUUCCCCUGCUCCUGGUCCUCCUGCUGCUGUUGGGGUUCAGCCUGGCUGUCCUCCUACUUUGCUCCUGGCUCUGGGAUCACUAGGUAGCUACUGUGGCUAAAACUCAAGUAACAGCCCACUAAGACCCAACCCAAAUCAAACACAGCUAAUACACUCACUAAUACGUUUUAUUUGUUAGCCGCCUUUCUGGACACCUAUGGUCUUGGCCUUACAUCAAGCUAAAAGCAAUGAUAGAAAGCAUGCAUAGUGUACAUCUAGAUACACAUAGAAGACCACAUUAAUAUACCACAUACUGUUGACCUAAUGCUAGCAACUCCGCCCUUCUAUAAUGUUUAUCAUGGUAUAUCAUGUUAUCAUACAAAUGACUAAGGCUGUAGAUGGAUGAUUAUCAAAUGUAUAGUAUGUAGAAUAUUUGAAAUAAUAUGGUGCUUUGUUCAAACCCUAUUGCCUUCCAUAGGGCGGAGUAUAUCAUGUAUCUGGGUUUAUUUUCUUGAGAAAGAGGUUCUAAUAUAUUGAACCAGAGAAUCAUAAUGUGAAUACAGUACAGUACAGUACAGUACAGUACAGACUUAAAAAGUACUACAUGGUAUGACUUUCUGUGAAUUUAGAAAUUUAACAUUUUAUUGGACUGAAGUGAAAACAGAAGUUUUAGUAAAAAGGAUUCCUCUUUGCAUUGAUGUUUAUAUACUGUAUAUAUAUAUAUACAGUCCCAGUCAAACGUUUAGACACACCUACUCAUUCAAGGGUUUUUCUUUAUUUUUACUAUUUUUUACAUUGUACAAUAAUAGUGAAGACAUCAAAACUAUGAAAUAUCACAUAUGGAGAUCAACCAAAUUGAGAAGACUGCUGUGUCUUUGUGAAAUGCAGAGUAGGUGAAUGGAUGAUCUCCGCAUGUGUGAUUCCCACCAUGAAGCAUGGAGGAGGAAGUGUGAGGGUGUGGGGGUGCUUUGCUGGUGACAAUGUCUGUGAUUAAUUUAGAAUUUAAUGCACACUUAACCAGCAUGGCUACCACAGCACUCUGCAGCGAUACGCCAUCCCAUCUGGCUUGUGCGUAGUGGGACUAUCAUUUGUUUUUCAACAGGACAAUGACCCAACACACUUCCAGGCUGUGUAAGGGCUAUUUAACCAAGAAGGAGAGUGAUGGAGUGUGGCAUCAGAUGACCUGGCCUCUACAAUCCCCCGACCUCAACCAAUUUGAGAUAGUUUGGUUUGGGAUGAGUCGGACCGCAGAGUGUAGGAAAAGCAGCCAACAAGUGCUCAGAUGUUGGAAAAGCAUUCCAGGUGAAGCUGAUUGAGAGAAUGCCAGGACUGUGCAAAGCUGUCAUCAAGGCAGUGGCUACUUUGAAGAAUCUCAAAUAUAAAAUGUAUUUUGAUUUGUUUAGCACUUUUAUGGUUACGACAUGAUUCCAUGUGUUAUUUCAUAGUUCUGAUGACUUCACUGUUAUUAUACAAUGUAGAACAUGUUAAAAAUAAAGAAAAAUAAAGAACAACACUUGAAUGAGUAGGUGUGUCCAAACUUUGGACUGGUGCUGUAUAUAUAUAUAUAAAUAUGUUGAUUGUCAUUCAUAAUAAUGCAUGCCCCCCCCCCCCUCAUCUUCUUUGGUGAGGGAUUUGUUGUGAUCCACAUUUAGUCUGUAGGAUUAAAUCAACCAGUCAUAGUCAUUUUAUAAGCUUUUGGGAAAAAGAGAAAGCCUUUCUAUGUUGAAUGCCAAUUACUAUUUUGUAUUAAGAAUAGUUUUUAUGUUUAUGGUGUGUAUCUGAGAAAUAUUUAAUUGCUCCCAGUGCUCUUCCAUUUUUCUUCAAUUCAAAUAUUGCAAUAUGAAACAAUGAUUAAAUAAUAUGUUUUGCUGAAUGACAUGAACGGAAUAAAGCCUUACUAAACACAA
Oncorhynchus keta (chum salmon) is the source of this 3672-nucleotide messenger RNA. RefSeq names its product short chain dehydrogenase/reductase family 42E, member 2 (gene sdr42e2). The transcript is spliced from 12 exons. Bases 385 to 1869 code for a protein of 494 amino acids. Lineage: Eukaryota; Metazoa; Chordata; Actinopteri; Salmoniformes; Salmonidae. The record is from RefSeq and is a predicted model, not a curated record. Gene Ontology annotation, biological process: steroid biosynthetic process. Gene Ontology annotation, molecular function: 3-beta-hydroxy-Delta5-steroid dehydrogenase (NAD+) activity.